AUGUCGUCUCCGGCAUCCUUCGCUAUGGACGUAGACGCGUCACAAUCACCAGGAAAUCCCUUCCUCGAUAUCCCGACGCGUCCUAUGAGAGUCAAGGUUCUGUACACGUUCGACAACGAGAACAAGACGAAUUGCCUCGCUCGCUUUCCCGACAUCCUUCACGUCCCCACGGUACCCAUCGACGAAAACACACAGAUUGGUGUCAUCGAAUUACGCACAUGUAUCCGCGCCAUCGUUUCGGCCAGUCCGGAACUCGUGUCGCGUCUCACCCAAGGCGACUUCACCAUCUAUGCCUACGACUACUCCGAGUAUGAGACGCCGCUGGUGGGCCAAGGAAUGCUAUCGUCCGUGCUUGCCGCCGCCUCGCCCACCCCUACUGCCCCUGCAUACCAGUCCAAGACGAUGAUCACUGGUCGCGUCUGCAAGAACAUCAUGGGCCUUUUUUCGAAUGGCGUCAAAGAGACGUUAGAAGUUAAACUGAGGCUGGUCCCGGUACCCAAGCCCGUCCAGAGUGACUUCCUCAAGAGCAUGGAGAUGUACCGAAACAUCAACCCCGCCAUGUCUGCAGGCUUCGACCCUAACGCCUGGUCCGCUUCCUUCUCACAGACUGGUCUGUCUCUCGGAGCUCCCUUUGAAGAAGGCAUGACGCCUACACAGACAAGGCCAGACACAGCAGAUCACGACAUGAUGUCUCUCCAACGUCCGCGACAAGGCUCUAAUGCUAGCUUCAAUGGCCAACAAUCCUUCUCGGGCCCAACGCCGUCAUACAGUGGACCUCCAAGUCGAGUCAAUAGCCCCUCCAUGAACCAAUCCGGACCUCAGCCAUACCCAACCGAGAACAUACCCAGGCCCUCGUCAAGGAUGUCCGUACAAAGUGACAUGCACCACGAACGUCGAGGAUCCAUGGCUGGACAGGAGCAGUAUCAAGAAGAGGGCCCAGCAAGAAAAAGAGUAAAGGUGACACAGGCUGACUGGCGUGGAAAGUCUGCCUUUGGUGGCUCAUCGGAUUCGUUGCGCGUCACGGCCAGUACUGCUGCAUCUAUUCGUGUACACAAGCCUGUUGCCAUGCGCCCGGGUAUGAUGGGCAACUCGCUGGAACCGCCACCCAGAGUCCCGACGCCGGUCCCACAGAUCAGCUUGUCUGGUUCUCGUCCUAACCCUGGAAGUAUCCUUCGCCGUGAAUCGUCCCUUGCCAGAGCACAGACCUACAACUCUCCAUACGACCCAACCCCCAACUGUCUCGCCCCUGAUUCGACCAUGAGCUCACCCGAGGAUGCUGUGAUUGAUCACAACGGCAUCACUCCUACUGACUUCCCAUCAUCGCCACCUCUUCUUCCUGAGCCUUCUAGUCCAGGGCUACCAUCAUUCUCCAGGCCAGCUGAUUCUGGAUAUAUGAGCUCUGCGUUUGAGUGCCACGACGAUGACGAAGACCGGUCAGUGUGUGACGAAGAUAUGCAGAUCGCUGCACAAUACAGGCCUAGGACACAGGCGCCUCCUUCAGGAGGAAUUUCUUUUAUCGAGCAAACUCCCGGACCUCCGGAGUUGUUGCCUACAAGAAUGCAGAUGUCACACACCGGUGUGAUGGAUGAGGCAGCCGCAGCUCAAGCAGAAAUAUCGCGCAAGAAGGCUCGCAAUGCUGUAUUGGCUCAAGCCUCGCGCAGAAACUCUGUCGCGUUGCCACCCAAACCACAGUCACAAGCAAACAAGCCAAGUAUGGCUAGAUCUGCGUCGAUGAUUGUCAGAUCUGACGCAGCUUCGCCUGCUCCUACUGAAGCCAAAGCACCUCGCAGUGGUUCUGGAGCACAGAGGAAGAAGAACAUUCAGGAUAAACUUCAGAAGUCUAUCGAGAAUGGUGAGAUGCCUCCUUUCUGCGGUCACUGUGGUGCUAUCGAAACGCCAACCUGGCGUCAUCUUUUUGUAAAGACGGUGCAGGGUUGUCCAGAAGACAUGGAUCCUGCAGAGACCGAAACCGUGACUAUCGGUGUGGAGGUGCUCACCCGAGAUCCUGACACCCAAAAAUCUACCAAGUAUCGUAUCAUCAAGUCGAUGCGUAAGACGAAGGAAUCACAAGAUGCAACAGUGGGCUUUGACACUAUGCAAGUGUGCAAUCCUUGCGGCCUCUGGUUCAACAAAUUUAGAGUCAUGAGACCUUCUGACAAAUGGGUCAAGAAGCAAGCGAUCAAGAGCAAGAAGCAACAGCGCAAGGCUAUGCCACCCGCUGGUCCAUCAGAACCACAGUCUGAUUACUUCGUUGAUCAGCCUUCAACAUUGUACACUGAUGCUGUUCAGCCUGAAGACGACAGUAACAGCCGAUCUAGCGAAGAGCGAACUCGUGAGGAGACUAUUCCACCCGUCAACCGCCCCAGAGCAAGCAGCGUUCAGCCUCAGCCCAAGCGUAGUGAGAGUGAAAAGCAGUGGACCGGUCCCGAGUUGGAUGCUGCAUUGCAUCGCGCUAUUCAGAGUAGUCCCGCUCGCUUUGUUGGCUCGCAAGAAAGUCCAAUCGAAGUCGAGGCAGAAGAGACUCCCAAACCGACCCGUCGCUUGCUAUUCCCGUCUCCACGUGAGAGAAAUGGUCAGAUGAAGACACUUGACGACCUGGCUCUCCCGGGUGCGAAGCCUCCAUCCAGCACCAUAAUCGAGAUGGCGUUUGUCGAGGAGCCCAACAAAGAGAACUGCCCACCCCAGGAUCAAGAGGACGACGACCUUGCACAUUUGUUCGAAUGUUCGCCCAACGUGUUCAAGACGCCUCGCAAGACUCCCGAGCAGAACGCCACUUUCGAAGACACUCUUCUUAAGACACCUACGCCCUCGCGCUCUUCGCUUCGCACUGUAGCGCGCAACACACGCACUCCUAGCGGCAAUCAAGGCUCGACAUUCUUGCCCACCUUUAGCUCGGCUGAGGCUAAGAAUCUCUUCCCGAUAACUCCGUCAAGGUGGGCCAAUUUGUCAUCGCCGUCUAGAGGUCAGAUGACACCUUUCACUCGCCAACUAACACAACUGCUGAGCGAUGCCCACCAUGAGGCGCCGUUCCUCAGCCCUGGUCGUCAGUUUGACUUCUCGGAUGCCAUGCCGACCUUCAUGACGCCUGGAAGAUCUCUCGACUUCAACUUCGACGACUUUGAUAUCUUGAAUGUCGAUGUUGGCGCCGCUGUGACUAGCAACCCUAGUGACACUGCCAUUGCGGCAAUUACAAACGCAACCACCGCCCUGCAUGCGUCAACAUCUGUGGACGUCCCUACCGAGCAGGCAAACACCACCACUACUACUACCACAUGA
Messenger RNA from Aureobasidium namibiae CBS 147.97, 3276 nucleotides. RefSeq lists its product as uncharacterized. The record is from RefSeq and is a predicted model, not a curated record. Bases 1 to 3276 code for a protein of 1091 amino acids. Lineage: Eukaryota; Fungi; Ascomycota; Dothideomycetes; Dothideales; Saccotheciaceae. The transcript is spliced from 3 exons. Gene Ontology annotation, molecular function: zinc ion binding. Gene Ontology annotation, biological process: rDNA heterochromatin formation; silent mating-type cassette heterochromatin formation; regulation of transcription by RNA polymerase II.